AUGGGUCAAGGAGAUGAGGGAAAACUUGGAAUUGGUUUCAUGAAACCAUCAAGCUCUACCACUACUACUACUACAACAUCCACUACACACCAUCAUCAUCACCCCUUCGAAGGCACACAUUGUUAUGAACCUACAGAAAUUGUAGAACUUCGAGGUCGUGAACUCUUGGAAGCUGAAGGUGGAGCAUGGCACACCAUCUUCCUGACCAAAUCCACCAAUCCUUCCAUGUACAAUAAUGAUUUGUGGGUGUGUGGUUCUAAUUAUUGGGGACAAUUAGCAUUGCCUUCCAAGAAAAACAACUCCUCUUCCAAUCAAACACCUGAUUUUUCAACGACCAAUGUACCAGUCAUGCAUCCCUUCUUUUGUGGAAAGAGAAAUCCAUCAACGAAUCCAAUUCAAGUAUGUGCGGGAUCCAAUUUCAAUGCUGUACUUUGUGAAGAUGGUUCAGUGUAUUGUUUUGGAUGUGGAUCCAGUGGUAAGACUGGUAUGGGCCAUUGCCGUACAGUGAAAACACCCACCAAAUUAACUUCCGUUCCCAAGAAUAUUACAAGCAUUUCGACUGGUUCCAAUCACUUGAUGUUAUUGACCUCAACAGGUGAAUUGUAUGGUGUUGGUUGGAAUUUUUAUGGACAGUGUGGCUAUGAUCAAGAUAUUGAAAACAUUGGCAAAAUUAAGGAUACUUCCACCGCUCCAUACAUGGAAGGAGAAAGUUUGGGGAAAUCCGAGGCCUAUGACAUACCAAGAAUCAAGAGACUCACUGGUGUUGAAGUUCAAUCAGUGGCCACAGGUGCCUACUUUACCAUCAUUACUACAAGUGCAACGAGUAACAAACGAAAACAAGAAGAAAUUGCAAGAAAACGAAAUGGUAUUCAGGUUCGAAGAGGCUUCAAUGAUAUUUCCAUCGUCACUCAACUGUAA
This is a messenger RNA of Naegleria lovaniensis, 918 nucleotides long. RefSeq lists its product as uncharacterized. The transcript has a single exon. The record is from RefSeq and is a predicted model, not a curated record. Bases 1 to 918 code for a protein of 305 amino acids. Lineage: Eukaryota; Heterolobosea; Eutetramitea; Acrasida; Naegleriidae.